AUGGCUAGUGCUGGUGGCGAAAAUGGCGAUCGGAGCUGCAGAAAAGAGUUGAGAACAGUAUUUGCAUACAAUAUUUCAGAUAGCAUGCACUGGAAAGGAUUAUGGGCACUAUUUAGCUUUCAUGGGAAUGUAGUGGAUACUUUCAUUUCAGCUAAGAGAAGUAAGGAGGGUAAAAUGUUCGUCUUUGUGAGGUUUUCCAAAUGCGAGUAUGCUCAAAGAGCAAUUUCAAGGCUGGAUGGUUUCGUGAUGUUGGCUAAGAAGAUCUGGGUGAAGAUGGCCAAAUACAGUGGCAAGAGAAAAAUUUGGAAAAAAGUACAGGCUAAGGAAAAAAGCAGCUUUUAA
Messenger RNA from Gossypium arboreum, 342 nucleotides. RefSeq names its product serine/arginine-rich splicing factor SC35-like. Gene Ontology annotation, cellular component: cytosol. NCBI's taxonomy places the organism in Eukaryota, Viridiplantae, Streptophyta, Magnoliopsida, Malvales, Malvaceae. The transcript has a single exon. The record is from RefSeq and is a predicted model, not a curated record. The coding region runs from base 1 to 342 and encodes 113 amino acids. Gene Ontology annotation, molecular function: mRNA binding.